GAUCCUCCCGAGGCGCCGCGGUUCCCGUUGCUCCCGGGGCCGGGGCUCCCACACCCAGCAGAUCCCCCGGGAUCCCGCGGCUGGAUCCCAGAUCCCGCUGCUUUUCCAGGUGGGGACGUGACUGCCAAGAACAUCUGGCUGGCAGAGAACGUUCUGGAGAUCCUGACGGAGCAGAGGUACGGCCGGGAGAGGGGGGAGCCUUCCCAAACCCGCAAUUCCCAGAUCCCCCCCAGAUCCCCCCAGAUCCCCCCAGGGCUGAGGAGCUGGCCUGGCUCGGGCCCAGCAUCCCGGGAACGUUUCCUUCCCGAGCCGUGGGGGAGGUUUUUCCUCUGGGAGCGUCGAUUGCCCGAGAGGUUUCCGGUGUUUGGGCGGCUCCUGCUCCGUCUGGGAAUCUCAUCCCGAGCCUGUGGGAUCCACAGGAUUCCCAAGCGCAGGAUUCCCUCCCUGGGGCUCUGCCCUGCGGGGGGCUGCGAGGGUUUGGGGUGGAUUUGGGAUUGUCAGGGAGGGUUUGGGGUUGCAGGGAGUGGAUUUGGGGUUGUAGGGAGUGGAUUUGGGGUUCCCAGGAUGGAUUUAGGGAUCCCAGGAUGGAUUUGGGGUUUCCCAGAUCAGAUUUGGGGUUCCCAGAUCAGAUUUGGGGUUGCAGGGAGUGGAUUUGGGGGUUCCCAGGAUGGAUCCCAUAAAUUGUUCCCUUCCCUGGAUGCAGCAAUUCCAGGGAAAUGGGGCUUUGGAGUGUUCCCACCCCUCAGAUCCCCCUCAAACCCCUCCUCAGUGAUCCCUAAAAAACUUUCUCUGGGCGCCUUUUCCGACCCAAUUCCGGUUCCGUGUCGCUGCCCAGGGGUCCUGCAGCUCCUGCAGUCCAGGACCUCCCGCAAAUUCCUGGCGUGCCGCCUCACCCCCGACAUGGAGACCAAGCUGCUCUUCAUGACCUCGCGGGUGCGCUUUGGGCAGCAGAAGCGCUACCAGGACUGGUUCCAGCGGCAGUACCUGUCGACGGCCGACAGCCAGUCCCUGCGCUGCGACCUGAUCCGCUACAUCUGCGGCGUGGUGCACCCCAGCAACGAGGUGCUGAGCUCCGACAUCCUGCCCCGCUGGGCCAUCAUCGGCUGGCUGCUCACCACCUGCACGGGAUCCCGUGGAUCCCGUGGAUCCAGCGGGGAUCUGGGGGGUCUCACGCCGUUCCCUCCCCCAGAGCCCGCCAUCCUGGUCAUGCACCACUCCAUGAAGCCGCACCCGGCCAUCACGGCCACGCUGCUGGAUUUCAUGUGCCGGAUCAUUCCCAAUUUUUACCCCCCUCUGGAAGCGCACGUCCGGCAGGGCGUGUUCAACUCCCUCACCCACAUCGUGGAGAAGCGAGUCCUGGCGCACCUGGCCCCGCUCUUCGACAACCCCAAGCUGGACAAGGAGCUCCGGGCCAUGCUCAGGGAGAAAUUCCCGGAAUUCUGCAGCUCUCCCUCGCCCCCCAUGGAAGUGAAAAUCGAGGAGCCGGUUCCCAUGGAGAUGGAGAAUCACCUGGAGAAGGAUGACGGUUGCUAUGACAACGCCGAGGCCGCCUUCAGCGAUGAUGAGGAGGAGCUGAACAGCAAAGGGAAGAAGAGGGAGUUCAGGUUCCACCCGAUCAAGGAAUCCAUCGUGGAGGAGCCGGUGGACAUCACCCCGUUCCUGGAGCAGCUGGACGAGUCCCUGAAGGACAAAGUGCUGCAGCUGCAGAAGGGCAGGUGGGGCCCUUCCCGUCCCCACGGAUCUCCCAGAGCUGCUGGAGAGGGAAUUCCCGCAGGAAAAGGGCUUGGGAAGGAGCUCCCAGCUCCUGCCCCGCAGACCUUGGCUCAGCCCGGAGAUUCCGUGCAAUUCCUGGCUUCGAGCGCCUGCUUUUCCCGGUGCAAUUCAUCCCAGUCCGGAAUCCGUGCGGAUUCUGGGAUGGGGCUGUACGAGUCGUUCGCUCAGGCCACGCAGCUGGGGGAGCUGCACACGUGUCUGAUGAUGGACAUGAAGGCGUGCCAGGAGGACGACGUGCGGCUGCUCUGCUUCCUCACGCCCUCCAUCUACACCGAGUUCCCGGACGAGACCCUGCGGAGCGGGGAGCUGCUGAACAUGAUCGUGGCCGUCAUCGACUCCUUCCAGCUGCAGGAGCUUGUGUGCCACGUGAUGAUGGGAAACCUGGUCAUGUUCCGCAAGGAUUCCGUGCUCAACAUCCUCAGUGAGUGCCGGGACCGGGACCGGUCCAGCCCUGUCCAGAGGGGAUCCCUGGAGCUGCCCCAGGUGUCCCCAGGUGUCCCCAGGUGUCCCCAGGUGUCCCCAGGUGUCCCCAGGUGUCCCCAGGGCCGGGUUUCCCGCUGGCCCGCCGUGGCCAGGCCCAGCGAGGAGAUGGUGAAGAUGGUGCUGAGCCGGCCGUGUCACCCCGAGGACCAGUUCACCACCAGCAUCCUGCGGCACUGGGGGCUGCGGCACGACGACCUCCUGGGCGAGCACAUCAAGGCCCUGCUGAUCAAGAACAACUCCCUGCCCCGCAAGCGCCAGAGGUCGGGAACGCCGACACCCAUCCUGGGAAUUCCCAGUCAGCUGGGACUGCUGACACUGAUCCUGGGAACGCUGACACCCAUCCUGGGAAUUCCCAGUCACAGGGGGCUGGGAAUGCCAACACCGUUCCUGCAGGCGCUGCAGCACGUCCAGGCCAGCUGUGACGAGGCUCACAAGAUGAAGUUCUCGGACCUGUUCUCCCUGGCCGAGGAAUACGAGGAUUCCUCCAGCAAACCCCCCAAGAGCCGGCGGAAAGCCACGGCUCUCGCCAGCCCCCGCAGCCGCAAGAGCGCCGCGCAGCCCCCCAACAACGAGGAGGAGUCGGCGUCCAGCAGCGCCUCGGAGGAAGAGGACACCAAACCCAAACCGGCCAAGAGGAAAAGGAAAGGCUCCUCGGCCGUGGGCUCGGACAGUGACUGAGGGCUGGGACCCCCCCGAGCCCCCCCCGAGCAAAUCCCGGGGGUCAGGGAUCACCCCCCCUUUUCACCAGCGCGGGGAGGGGUCGCGGUGUCCCCCCCCAGGACCCCCCCCGUGGGAAGGGGGGACCCCCAGCCCCAUUUUCCCACAGAAAUGUAAAUAAAGGGUGGAACUGAGUCGCUGCUCCAGGAUGAUUUGGGGAGGGGGAAAGAGCCCCCGCCCCCCCCCGCAGCCCCCCGGGGGUCCUGGGGGGGGUCAGCACCCGAGGCCGGCGGGAUCUGGGGGGUCCCUCAGCGUUUCUCAGCGUUUUUAAGGAAAGCAGCAAUAAAAACCUUCCUGUUUUUGUAG
This is a messenger RNA of Parus major (Great Tit), 3279 nucleotides long. It is a transcript of the gene INTS3, whose product is annotated as integrator complex subunit 3. The record is from RefSeq and is a predicted model, not a curated record. Lineage: Eukaryota; Metazoa; Chordata; Aves; Passeriformes; Paridae. The transcript has 15 exons. The annotation marks the transcript as partial. Gene Ontology annotation, cellular component: cytoplasm.